Messenger RNA from Anopheles marshallii, 1641 nucleotides. It is a transcript of the gene Fic, whose product is annotated as protein adenylyltransferase Fic. The transcript has a single exon. Bases 1 to 1641 code for a protein of 546 amino acids. The record is from RefSeq and is a predicted model, not a curated record. Gene Ontology annotation, molecular function: protein binding. NCBI's taxonomy places the organism in Eukaryota, Metazoa, Arthropoda, Insecta, Diptera, Culicidae.
AUGACUUUCGACAUUGAGCGUAAGCGUUUGGAGUUGUGCUAUGGCACGUUCGGUACCAACGCAAAUGGCACCUCCACUACCAAGGUGAGCGAAAGGAAGCGAAGGAAAAGUUCCACCUCGUCCGAGCAAUCCACACCCCACAGGCACCGGAAGCGGUCCGUUAGUGAAACGAAAACCAGCCCAAACAAACAACGAUGGCAGCAGCAUCUGAGACAGACCAAGUGCCAUGUUAUCACCAUCUUUGCCAGUGGCGUAUUAUUUUCGGUGCUAAUGCUUAUUCUGCUGGACUUUGUCCCGUCAUCGCCUCACCGACAACCGGAGGGUUCGAUUCGGCGCGUCGGUUCCGAGGGUGGUCGGGCCCUGUACGCCCCACGCCAUCUGCCAGAUGAAUCGAUGCUGCGUUUGGCGGAUGAAACGCGCGUAAUGGAACCGUACAUGCCGGCACGGAAGCAGGCCACAUCAUCCGAAGAAAAACAGGACAUUCUGACCAACGAGCAGGAAGCGCUCGGGUCGCUGAAAAUGGCACUGGAAAUGAAACAGCUCGGUAAGGAUGACAAGGCGCUACGAUUGUUCCAACACGCGCUCGCACUGUCGCCGAAACAUCCGGAAAUUCUCACCAAAUACGGGGAGUUUCUUGAGCACAACCAGCAGGAUGUGGUAUCGGCCGAUCAGUACUACACGCAAGCGCUCACGGUGAAUCCGUACUACUCGGAAGCCCUAGCCAACAGGCAGCGAACGGCCCAAAUCGUGGAACAGAUGGAUGCCAAACGGUUUGAGGCGUUGGAUCGGAAACGAGAUGCGUUGAGUUCGGUGCACGUGUCCAACAUGGCCCUGAAGCGAGCGGAAAAGGAAGCUUACAUACAGCACAUUUACCAUUCGGUCGGUAUCGAGGGCAAUACGAUGAGUUUAGCACAAACACGUUCGAUACUGGAGACGCGCAUGGCCGUCGAUGGGAAGAGUAUCGACGAGCACAAUGAAAUACUCGGCCUGGAUGCGGCCCUCAAGUACAUCAACGCAACGCUGGUAAACAAAAACGAUUACAUUACGCUGAAGGACAUCCUGGAGAUACACCGGCGAGUGCUUGGCCACGUGGACCCAAUCGAGGGUGGUGAGUUCCGUCGUACGCAAGUUUACGUUGGCGGUCACAUUCCACCCGGGCCGGGUGAUUUAGCGAUAUUGAUGGGACGGUUCGAGAAUUGGCUUAACUCGGAGCAAGUGUUUUUGAUGCAUCCGGUCAAGUACGCUGCAAUGGCACACUACAAGCUCGUGCACAUACAUCCGUUCAGCGAUGGUAAUGGUCGCACGUCACGAUUACUAAUGAACACACUGUUGAUGCGUGCCGGUUAUCCACCGGUGAUCAUACAGAAACAGCAUCGGCACAAGUACUACAACUAUUUGCAGCUGGCCAACGAAGGUGACAUCCGUCCGUUUGUCCGAUUCAUUGCCGACUGUACGGAGCGAACGUUGGAUCUUUAUCUGUGGGCAACGAGUGAACUGUCGCACCCGGUUCCGUUGCUGGCGCAGGAAAGUAUGGAAGGCAUGCCGUUAAUUUUCAACAGCGUGACCGACGAGGGAUCCGACGUUGGUAGUGGUGCUGGUGAUACGAUACGGAUAGGUGUUAUUUGGUUAGUAAAGCUGUAG